Molecule: messenger RNA, 703 nt
Organism: Acipenser ruthenus (sterlet)
Lineage: Eukaryota; Metazoa; Chordata; Actinopteri; Acipenseriformes; Acipenseridae
Product: INO80 complex subunit C-like
Exons: 5
Coding region: 137-688 (183 amino acids)
Biological process (GO): chromatin remodeling
Cellular component (GO): Ino80 complex
Source: RefSeq, a predicted model, not a curated record
UCUGAAAGUCGCAAGCUGAUGACGUUUAUCUGUUAUUAACUGUGCAUUUCCGGUUACAGGGUACCUCCGUGCGCGUGUGUUCAGUGUGAGUUGACAAUCUGUAGUUUUUUAAUCGAUAUUUCUCAUCAGAUCGUAAAUGGAUGAGAUAUGUUCCACGGGCCAGGUGUCGUUAUCAGCGAUGCUGGUAACGACUGAUCUGGUGACUCCUGCGUCUCCCAAUUCCAGCAUCAAACCACCCGCAAACCAGGCGUCUCAGGCUCGGGGGAAGAAGCGGCCGGCGAGUCCUGCAAACAACAACGUUGGAGCGGCUGCAGCUUUCUUCAACAAGAAGAAAAAACUCACAUUUACUACGGCUAGCACUGAGGUGCAGCAGCUGCCAUUGACUGUGGAUCCAUCUGGAGAAAUUAAAACUAUGGCUGCAGAUCCCAGCACAGCACCAGUUGAACCAACAGCCAAACCACAAUCUUUCAAGGACCCAAACUUUGUACACUCUGGGAUUGGAGGUGCAGCCGCCGGGAAGAAGAACAGGACCUGGAAGAACCUGAAACAAAUCCUCACUGCCGAGAGGGCAUUGCCAUGGCAACUAAACGAUCCGAACUACUAUAAUAUUGAUGCCCCUCCCUCCUUCAAACCAACUAAGAAGUACUCAGAUAUUUCUGGACUUCCUGUGAGACGUAGUUGUAAGUGACUCUGCAGCUGAUGC